UCUAAUAGGUUUUCCACUCUUCUUAUUUAGCUUCAUAGCAGAACUGUCUGCAUGCCUACUUUGUCUUUUGCCCUUCAGGGCUGAAAGAAAUAUUUGUUCCUCCCCUUCUGUGGAAAGCUCCUGUUUUCUGCAUUGCAAUGGAGCAGUGCAUCACCCAUUAGUUUUAGAAGCAUGGUCAAUUUUUUUCAGUGGAUUAUGUGUAUGCAUGCUGAGGUUGCUAUGGUUACAGUUCGGCCUGCACAAGCACGGUGACGAAUGCCUCUGUUGCUACUUGGGUGUUCGAUUUCACUAGCUAUAGAAACUUAUGGGAGACGUGGUUUGCUGCUACAGUUUCCAGUAACACAACAGAGCUUCUCUUUGCUCUGCUGGAGGCUGUUUACCUUCUGCACUUGGGAGGCUGCGACCUUGCUGUUCCUACCAGCUGCCACACACUGGGUUGACAUCUUUAUCAAGUUAUUUACUACAACCCCAAGGUCUUGUUCCCGGUCAGUCACUACACAUGAGUGGAAUCUGAAGACGCACAUAGGCAAAAUGGAUGAAAUUUACAAGAUCUCUUCCACUGAGAGGGUCCAGCAGGUGGAAAAGGAACUAGCUGUACAGCUGGAAGAACUAAAGACAGAAAUAGAGGGAAAUGGGGAUCUUCAGGGGACACAGUACUGUUCUGUCCCCCUCCCAAAAGAUGUUGAUUACUUCAGAAGAGAAAGGGAAUUGGCGCUGAAGAAAUGUUUACAAGUAGCAGAGACAAAGCCUCUUGUAAUUCAGGCUGAUCUCAUGCAGAGGGAGCUAGAGAUCUGUCUAAAAAGAGAAUAUACAUUUGAAAGCUUACCUUUGUUACUGCACCAGUUUUUUACAGACAGAAUCAUGCAGCUGGUCCAAAGCAAAUAUUUACACAUGCUUAGAUGGAAGAGAUUUUGUCAGCACAGCAGUGUUAUUGAGCAAUUCUAUCCUUUGUACCAGAAACAAGUGGCUCAUAUUAUGCAGGAGUACAAUGAUGCUGUUCAAAGGGCAGCAAGAUUGUCAAGUGCCCGGGAGAACUUCCUGGUAGGAAGGGAAAAUCCUACAAAUUUAGUGACCCAAGAAGACCUGGCUAUUUACACACAGUGGCUAGUAUGUCACCUGCACUCACUUAAGACCAUCCAUAACUACCUUCAGGUACUCCAGUACUUGCCUGUCUCUCAUAGAAUGGAGAUUAACAGACAUCCUGUCUGGGGUGAUGGUGAUAAAUUCAAAGCUGUUGGCAAAACUGUAUAUUUGUCUCCCAGUAUCCAGCACUCUAUUCACUCUGACACAUCAGCAACAGGUGGAUUCCAAGCCAGGGCUGCCACCUGCACACUUCCCCAACACACUGCAGAAAUUGAGGAACUAAAGCCUCAACUCAGACUUUUACUUUCUCAAUUUCGUAUCAACUAUGAUGUGGAAGACCUGAAGCAUUCUGCUGAUGAGAUGGAACUUUUUUGUAUGGUCAUGCAUGAGUUUAGAACCAUUUUCAGUAAACAACAGACAAUGAGAACAUUUCCUGUUUACGAUGCCGGAACGCCUGGAACGGAAACCUGGGGUAUCAGAGACCCCCACAUGGCUUUGAAAAAGAGAGCCAACUGGAUUCCUUUCAUAAAGAUUAAACCUCACCAAGAUCCAUGGCAGCAAAAAAUGUUCACGAAACUGAAGCAUCGGAAGAAGGUUGAUGAACUGCUGCAGAUUCAGUCAAAAAUUUUAGAGGUUUCCAAUCCAGAACAGGUGAUGGAGGUUCUUCAGGAGCAAGCAUCUGCAGUGCUAGAGCCAAGAUCAAUGACAUCGGCUUUUGGUACUUUUACACCUUUUAAUUCACAACAAUAUGAUCAAAUCUGGAACAAGAUUUACCACAGCUCCAGAUUCCAUCAGGAGCAAACCAGUGAUGAUGUUGAUAAUCCUACCAUGGCAACUGGUGAGAAGGAUAUGGGACAUUCCAACCUUAACAAGACCUCUACUUUUUCAAGAAAGAAAAAAGACACAAGUUACACAACGACCUUGCAGCUGCUGGGGUUAGAUGAGGACAUAGAGGCCAGCAGCAAGGGGCUUCCCAUGAGGAAAGGAGCCUAUUUAUCUCUCCUUCUUUUGCGUCACUUGCAAAUCCGAGAGCUGCAGAGAAUUUGUUUGGGCAUCCUCAACUACUUCAGAUCCGUUGAAAGAACCCUAACCAUCAGUACCUCGGGUCUUGCCUUGCGUGCCGGCCAUCUCGUCUCCACUGCUGAAGAUUCUUGUUGGGUAAAUGCAGCCAAAGGGGGCAGAGGUGCCUAUGGUGGUCUUGGUUCACACCCCUAUGUGCAUUACACACCAGCUGACUAUAAGGUUCACAGUGUGCAGUUUAUGGAGUUUGCAGAAGUAGAAAACCAUGAUGAUUUUUACACCACAGAAGACAUGUAUGUUCACACCCAGGAUCAGCGAGGGGCUUUUGUGAUGUACGAUGUAGCCCUCCAGGACCUGAAAGAGCUAGAAAAGCAGCUUUUGCUUGUGGCAACCCAGUACAUUGAGGCAGGGAAAGGUCACAAAGCAUGCCGUGAUUCCAGUAAUAGCAACUACUCAGCCUGGGCUCAUGCAUCAGUGGAUCGAUCUGCAGUAAUCCUUGACCUUUGGACUUGUGAAACAGCUUUCUUAGAAAAUAAAUGGCAGCUUUUGAAUAGUUACUUUGAAGCAUAUCAACAUGCAUUAGAUUCAGAAGAAAGGUUUGCUUUGGCCCAAGUUGUAACAGACAUCAUGUACAGACGCCCUCGAUUUGAUUUCCAUCUUGGGUAUUUUGUGAAUAUCUAUAAAGAAGAGUGUGCUUGCCUUGAACUUCACCUACAGCUGGUGAGAGGUGUACUGAACAAACAGAUAGAUAACCAACGUGAAUAUAACCACAGGAUUUGGCGUGAUGGUCCCAAAGGUGGCACCUGUGAAUUUGGUUUCCCCCCAUAUAUAAUUGCAAAACAAUUAAUUGCUAUUAAUAACACCCCUUCGGCUUUGAAGAACAUUUAUUUGCUCGAGUUCCACCCUUCCCUUGGCCUAAUAUCUUUAGUUCCUAAAGCUCUGGGUCAUACCCUCCAGGAGUUCCAGCAAAGCUGUAGGCCAAAGACAGCCAGGGAAGCAAUUAAUCUGGAAAAACAUGUACUUCAACUUGCCCUGGACACAUGGCUGACCAUGGAACAGCCAGAGUCUUUCUAUGGCUCUCAAAUUCAGAAAGAUUUAUUCACAGAAGUUCUGGUUGAAGAUCCUUGUCUUGUAAGAGAAAUUGCUAUGUCAGCACUGAAAUCAGCAGAAGAGGGAAAGCAGAAACAGGGUAAAGAAAAACAAGCUUUUAUUCAGAACAUCUUCUCAAGGCUCCUUGAACUUCUAACCCUCCGCCAUCGAUUGAUAGAGGCAGCAGUAGAAAGCGCACAGCUGCAGAGACUCUACAAAGAAUUUGCAGGAGAAAUGGGCUUUGAUGAGUUCCAUUUAUACUUAAGGCCUGUGUACUUUGAAUUCGCAACUCACAAAGAGAAAGCAGACCAGCCCUCACCAAUAUUUGUUACUUCUCUUCUAGAGCAUCAUGACAGUAGUGUGGAUAGAUAUAUUCCGUCCAGCUUAAUGUUAAACAUCCAUGAUAUUGACAAUCAAAUUGGGAAAUUUAGCUUUCGUACAAGAGACAGCAUUCUUCAGCUGUUACUGAAGUCCCAUGGACUAGAAAACCUUCAGAUUGCUCUUUCCUGCCAAGUCGCUCAUAAAAACACACUGCUUGUUGCUGUUCAACAGGCUGCAUUUUGCCCCAUGAUGCAGCCCUCGCGGACUCUGGACAUGAAGGAAGGAGUUCUAAGUCUGAGGAGUCAGAGCAGUACAACAAGUAGAAGUUCUAUGGUUGGAACUGAAACAGAAGACCAGUUUCUGGCCACAGCACCAUUGGUUUUACAUUCCAUUCAACAUUUUGCAGCAGGACGCAGCAUUUUAAAAAGGCCUCGAGAAGCUUUUGUCUCAAUUCAGUUGGAGAAACAGGGUCCACGGGACGUGAUGCUGAACACGUUCAUUCAAAAGAAGCAAAUCCUGGGGACUAGAAUGCAAAAUCCUGAGGAAGUUGAAAAAAUCAAAAGAGAAGUUAUUUUUGAAUACUGCCAUAAGAUGAACCAUCGUAUAUCACAAUACUCUCUGCGAAGUCAGAUCAUUGCUUAUUACAACAGUUUAAAAUCUAUGCUAGAUGAUUUCCCCAGCGUGAGAGACAAAUACUUCAUGAUUGGGUUGCCGCAAGAAAAGAAAGAAAAACAAGAAUUGAAAGAAAAGCCUGAAGAUGAUCCCAGGUCAUUCCAGACAAGGCCUCGUGGUUUGCUGUCCACAGAUGGACGGUCCUUCUUGAAUCUGUGGUUCAUCCCUCACCCUUCUGAAGUCCUAUCUGUGUUUAAAAUGCUACCAGAGAAGACUGGCUUCAGAGCCCUGAGGCAGACACUGCAAAUUGUUGCAGCUUUUCACGACAUUAUUUCCUACAUUUUCAGCUUUGCACAGCUAGGAAAUGCAACAGGCUGCUUUGAUUAUGUGUGUCCUCCUGACCAUCUCACUGCAGAAUGGGGAGGGACUGAAUGGAUCGGAAUUGAGCUCCUAGACCUGCAGAAAAAAAUAGACAAUCUUCAUAGUCCCUCAGAUCCGAAGAAAGUGGCCCAGAUUUUGAGCAUGCACAGAGAAGUUACACUUCUGCAGUUUGAGGCAGCUGUUAGACAUUCUGUUCGAGAAGCAUUUUUAUCAUCUGGAAAUGUUCCUGCCUAUCAGAGCAUUACGGAUCACAUUUACCAUGGGUUGCCUCCCAUAAGUAACACCAUUGUUGGAAGUGCCUUUGCUUCCCAGCUCCGGCUUCCGCAGCCACUAGAUCCACAUGGCCACAGAGCACUGUUGUUGUUCCCCUGGAGAACAUUCCUAGCAAACACAGGUCCAUUUCCUGUUAUUAUCAGCAACCUAGACCCCAUAAGCUAUAAUAUGCAGGUAUGUCUGUGUGGACUGAACGAUGAGGAUCGAAAAGUAGCCCAUGGGGAGCUGGUCGAGAUGCAGCUUGCAAUGGAGGAUGUACUCUGGAGUAAUUAUGAGGGUCUGAAUGAGCACGGAGAACAGAGAACAUCUUUCGGAAAGAAUUUGGCAAUGACAACUGAAGCAAGUGGAAAGACUUCAAAAGCACUGUUGGAGCUGCCUGAUUCAGUGGCUUCAAGUUCCUUGCAGAAAUCUUACCUGAUACUGUGGAAGCAACUGGAAAUUUUAAAAGCAGAAUGGGGAAGGCUUAAAUUAAAAGUUGAUGAUAUCAACACAGUUCCUCUAUACAAGCAAUUUACUGAACAAUACGGUACUGAAGUUCUGUAUCCUGCUAUGAGAAGCAUAGCUAUACAUAUGCGUAUAGAAGAUGAACUUGAAGGAUUUGGACUGACAUAUCACUCUAUUUUGCCCCCUAAAGACGCUUCAGAAACUGAAAUAAAAACACAGCAGCUGCAAAAACUCUUGGAAAGUCUAGAAAUCCAUAUGAUUCGUGAUGUACAAAAGAAAGUUAACAAAGAAAUAACGCUGGUUAUAUCUGAAAAAACAAGAGAAGAGAGAAACCUAUCUACAGAGCUCUGGAAACAUCAUGGCAUGCAAGAAAUCUUCUCUGUCACAAGGCCAGAAAUUGUUGAAUCAUUUGUACAGAAGCUAAUGGAAAAUCACCAAGAAACUGAUGCAGAGAUAACCUUUCCAAAAGACCACUUACAAAAAUGCUUCACUGCUCUGGGUUGUGAUGUCUUGGCCAGAGAACGCAGCAACUUUGAGAGCUACUCCAUGUUUUAUGAAAAUAUACUCCAUCAGCAACAUCAGCUCCUCUAUCAAAAAGAACAAGAAAUGCAUGUUGUAGAAGACAAUCGAGGAAAUGCUGAGCUGGGUCUUAGUCAGGUAGCAGAGCUGAGUCAUGAGAUGAUUAUGGAAAUGAUGGCUCUGAGAGCUAGAAUUGCUGAACUCCAAGGUGAAGCCCAUGGCCUCAGAGAUAAGAUCAGAAAAGAAGUGCAAGAAGAUUAUGAAGCAUUGGUGCAAAACAUAUUUAUGAUCUGUCUGCAACUAAAAGGAAGGGUGGAUGAGUAUCGUCUAACCAUGAGCCAACGCAUGUUUGAGAUCAUCAGUGAGGUGAGAAGAGAAGGAGUGGACAAAAUGAUUGACUUGAAGAAAAAGUACGGCUCCACAAAAGAUAACAAGACACUCAAAGAACAUUUGGCUCAGCAGGGGCACCUGCAAGCAUUACAGGAUGAAAACAACCAGUUGGGAGUUCUGCUAUGCAAACUGAAGGCUAUGAGCUGCUGGAAAGAAACAGUGCAAAAAGCACACUCAUCUGCCACAUUGAGAGAAAUGGAGAAGGAGGCCAUUCAAAACAAAAAAGAGUAUCUGAAAUCCAAGCUGAUGGCAGAACAAGAAGCAAUUUUAUUUCAGCAGCAGCUGCGGGCUGCAAGGAAAGCUUUGGCAGAGUCUCAGACUGAGAAUAAAAGGCUGAAGCAACAGCUAGACAAACAGGGACACUUGCUACAGGAAGUAGAACACAGAAUGAACCAAGAAGUUUACAGAAAGCAGCAACUAGAUCUAAUUAAGACAGCAAACUUGGAAAAAAUGCUGGAAAGCCUUGGAGAGAGAGAACUGAGACUACAGUGUCUGACAGAAGAAACUGAAAGAUCAUCCAAGAUAAGGCAGCUUCAGGGGGAAAAGGUUAAAAAAGAAAUCCAACAGGUAAGAAGUCAGCUGACCCAGGAACGCAGUUUAAAACUGGAUGCUUUCCAGAGGAUAAAAGAGCUGCAGCAUCAGCUGUAUGACUCAGAAGUUGCAACAUCCAAGAGAAAUUCCUCUGCAGCUGUAAGAAGAAAGUCUGCUAAUACUUCACACAGUGCCAGCAGUAUAAAUCGCUCACUUUCAGGUUCUGCUUCAUGGAGCCAGAAUACAGGCAUUUCAACAUUCAUGUUAACCAAGGACUUCAGGCAGCAGCUUUUGGUUGCUGACUCUGUGGGUAGCAGCAAUAUAAAACCAGAAAAGAUUCAGAGGCCCAAAACGGUACCUUGUGGGUGGAGAAAUAGUGUGAUAGAUGUUCUCUUGCCAGCUCUUACAGAAAACUCUUCUACGUCAUCUGUGCAGUUUUGUGGACAGAAGACAUCUGAAAAAUAAGCUUCUACUGCUU
Messenger RNA from Lacerta agilis (Sand lizard), 7141 nucleotides. RefSeq lists its product as uncharacterized. The coding region runs from base 256 to 7128 and encodes 2290 amino acids. The transcript has 49 exons. Lineage: Eukaryota; Metazoa; Chordata; Lepidosauria; Squamata; Lacertidae. The record is from RefSeq and is a predicted model, not a curated record.